GUAAGAUCCGGCUCUAGGUCAUGAUGCCACCUUUUGCGAAGUGAGAGAAGACGGGGAAAUGGAAGCAGGUCCAGACCAUCACGCAAAAAAAAAAAAAAAAAAAAAAAAAACCCCAUCAUCCGCUGGAGAUGCUGGAGGUCCUGCAGAAACACAAAGGAUCAACUUUUGGAUGUGACGAAAGUGUAAAUGACUGUAUACUAGAUUGGCGCUACAUCCGGGAGCAAUGCGAUGGUGUCGUAGGAUAAGGAGUCGGUUUAACGCUCCAGAGAAGCGCGAUAGACACAUUCACUGUGAGACGAUUUUAGAUGAACGAAACAAUGGCCGGUGCGUCUUCGGAAACAACGAUAUACACCUACGACAAGAGGGCCAAGGACAAGGUGCGAAAAUCUGGUGACAGCGCCAAAAGGAAAGCGGUUCAGUUAGGCGAAGAGGCCCGCGUGUUUUCGGCUGUCGUCCACUUCAACCCAACACAUGGACGUCUAGAGGGGGCCAUACACGUCCCCGAAGGCCAAAGCAUUCCGGACGUGAACGGAUUUUUGGCGGAACUUCUGAACGGCUUGCACAGCACGAGUCGAACACGCGACCCACAGCGGGCCCAGAUGCAAGAUCAGCCCGCACAGGCCACACAAGGAGGCGGCGGCGUCGAGAUCGACGCCGCAGACGUCUCCCACUACAUCGCUGCCGACAGGAACAGCGCUACUUCGGCCGGCUAUCCGAACGCCGGUCAUGGCGGUACUCUCACAGCAACAAGAGACUGCGAUGAUGAGACGCAGCGUAACGGGGGUGUGGGAAACGAUUGGGCCGUCCGGGGUGCGAGCCGGGCUUUCGAAAACCACGAAAUGCCCGAUGGCGCCGUCGCUGAUGGUGUGGGUGGACAUGAUACGUCAAUCCGCAUGUUUGACGUCGGUAGGCAGGACGUCUUUGGGAUGGAGGAGGCUGGAAACAAAAUGCAGACCGGACGAUCCAAGAACCUCUCACAUUGGCAAACGGUGAUGGCAAAAAAUGCGAAAGCCCCGACUGCACAAGUGACGCGUGCUGGCUCCGCCGAAAACCAAGCGCGGAUAGUGCAACGGUUUUUGAGACAAGUGUCUCUGCGCAUGCGGCUCGCAACCAGACAGGAACGGCUACCGCUACACCGGAUCGCUCACCAAGCCAGAUGGAGAAGUACAUCGUAGCUUGUUUGAAGGCGCCGAAACCUAACGCAUGGUGUGCCGGGCGAAUCGUCUAGUUUUUGCAGUGGAAUGGAUUUUGUCAUGACGCAGUGGGAUGAUCUACCCAUGUAGUUACUUUUCUUUUUUCCUUUUUUAUGGGAGAUCGUUCCAGUGCGUGCCGUGAGGCGGCAGACCGCGUUGACGAGUCCUUCCUAGAAAAACCAUUGCACGAUAUAUCGCCCGUAGAACGUAGCAUCAUCACUAGACAGCGACUAUAAAGUGGGGUGUAUUGAGUAAUCGUUGUUAUUUCUAUCAACCUCGUUGUGUCGUUCUCAGAGGUCGAAGACAGGACUGAUGCGCGGGCGGUAUCCGCCUGUUCCUAGGCCGAUGUGCUUCGGCGGCCGUGCACCUCCGUGUACCCGGUUGCUUUGGCGCAAUCGAAGCAAUAAAACAAGUUGUAUCCAACCUGGACCAUGUUCGCGUCUUCGAGGUCGUCAGUUGAGGUGAGCUCGGCCAGCUUGCGACAGUGCAUACAACGAAGCUUGAUAAUCGUAGGCAUAGACAUGACGGAGACC
This is a messenger RNA of Colletotrichum destructivum, 1726 nucleotides long. RefSeq lists its product as uncharacterized. The record is from RefSeq and is a predicted model, not a curated record. The transcript is spliced from 2 exons. Bases 306 to 1175 code for a protein of 289 amino acids. NCBI's taxonomy places the organism in Eukaryota, Fungi, Ascomycota, Sordariomycetes, Glomerellales, Glomerellaceae.